GCCUGUGGUCAUCAUUUUAAACUGUGUGCGUAAGGCAGUUAUCAAACAAGAGGACCAUAACAAAUCAAGACAUGUUAUUCUCAGGGCGGAACUUUCUGAAGCAGAGAAACAACAGUUUGAGGAGAAACAGAUUGAGAUCAGUAGAAGCUACAGCAAUGAACACAAACAGUUUCAUGGCUUUAACAUAAUGCGAGAAAAUUUUAGUGGAGAUUAUGUUAAAGAAACAUGUGCCUUUUUAGAUGUCAGGAAAAAAAGAAGGCCUAAAAAAUCCCAGCUUCUUUCAUUCUUAUCACUGGUGAAUGCCUACGUCCCUGGAUCCCACCUUCUGGAGUCUCAAUGUCAGGCAUUCCUGGGGCCUCCAGAUCCCAUUUAUGGAGGCCCUUCCUUUGAGCAGCGAAUGGAGCCUUUCACUCAUCUGAUAGUGACAUUCCCUUCACAACAGGGACAAGACAAACAUGUCCGCAUGGCUCACCCACUGAUUGCACAGCAGUGUGUUGAGUUACUGGCUACAGCAGGUGUGACCAGGAGUGAUACAGCAAGGAACUUUCUGACAGACUUUUGUGGAGAAGAGGUGCAGCAACAUUUGAUGCCUGUCAUCAAAGACAUGCUAACUAAGAGGGAAAUCACUGUGGAUGUUAAGCAGAGUGCAGAAUGGAAACGAGACAUGUUAACGAAAGGGGAAAUGAGAGAAGAAAGGAAAGGCAAGUUUUCCAGGUUGAUUCAAGAUAUUGAAAAUACUGAAGGCAAAGAAUCCAAAAGCAUGUGUGUAUCUGUUUUACAACUAGCUUCAGAGAAAUUCAAGCAAAACCCAUUCUUUCCUAAAGCUCUUGCUCGUUUCUUUUACAUUGAGACAAGAGCCUAUUCUAAAGCGGAGAAGUGGGCAAAAAUAGCAAAAGACAGAGAUCCCAACAAUUCAUUUGUUGCUGACACUCUGGGGCAAGUAUACAAGAACCAUUUGAUGAGCAGGAUGAAAGUAGAGCAGAGUUCCUUCAGGGUUCCCAAACAGCUGGGUUCCAUCUCUGCACAAGAAAUUUUGCAACUAUCAACAAUGGCCUUUGAGGCUUUCAAAGAUGAGGAAAGGGCUGCUGAAAAUGAGCAGGGAGCAGAAAUGCAAUACGAUGGUAUGACCAAAGUCUCACACAUCUAUAACAACAGAGGACUAUUUGGUUAUCUACAGGUUGCCAACAUUGUUUUUGACUCACUUGUCUCUCUUGAUAAAAACUGGCAAAAGGUCCUUACCAUGGAAAUAUCCGCUGACUCUUUCUUCAUAUCAAUCGGACAGAAAAAGCUCUUCAAGUACAAGCCACUCAUCAUCAGCCUCAGGGAUGAGGUGGAGAGGAAAUGUGAGUUUUUUGAUGGUUACCUGACUUACUCUAAGCCCAACAUUAAAGAAAAUGAACCGCAUUACUUUCAGACUGAUGUCAAGAACUGCUACCGCAAAUACGUGGGGACAUGUACACCUAUACACUCAGAGUCUGCAAUAGAUGUACCCCUCCAGAAGCUCAAAGAAGAAAUGGCCAUUGCCUUCCCUGGACUGCUUUGCUGUCUUGAUAAGGGCUAUGAUGAAUCUAACUUACGCCGAAUAACAACAUUGUGGGGGAAAUAA
This is a messenger RNA of Oncorhynchus tshawytscha (Chinook salmon), 1606 nucleotides long. RefSeq names its product sterile alpha motif domain-containing protein 9-like. Lineage: Eukaryota; Metazoa; Chordata; Actinopteri; Salmoniformes; Salmonidae. The record is from RefSeq and is a predicted model, not a curated record. Gene Ontology annotation, cellular component: cytoplasm.